AAUGGAUUAAGAAAAUGAAGAUGUAAAUCUUGCAUUUCCUGAAUAUUUAACUAAUAAAGAUGAAGAUGAAUAGAUGCUAGAUCAAUGCAUCUAAUAAUUUGAAAAAUUACAGGAGUGUUAAGAUAAAUCAAUUAGAAAUUUAAUAGAAGCCAAAUUAGCUGUUGUGAUCAAUCAAACACCUAUUUCUUCAGUUGUAAGUUUGUAUGAGAAUUUGGCAGCCGAAUAUAAAAUUUCUGUAUUAUUUAUAAACAAAAAUAGCCCAAACAUCACAAAGUAUCUAAGUUUUUCAAUCAAUUCCCUUCUAUGAAAAUAGCCAAUGAUUUCAUUGAUGGUAAGAUUCCCUAAUUGCCUUGGCCAGUUAUUGGUGCUUUAAAAGCAUAAGAGUUAUAAGAUCAUUUGCUAAAGAUAUUUAAUUUUAAUUAUGGAAGAGUUGGAAUGCAUGAAUUUCCUUUUUUGUGGUUUCCUAAAUUAUUAAAAUCUUAUACUUUUCUACUAGAUAAUUUGUUUAAUACGAAGACUAAAAUAUUACAAGAUGAAAAAUAUUAUUUGGCUAUAAUGGUAUUCAUAUUUAUUUAUAAUUAAGGGAGCUGCUGCAUCUGGAUGUGAUUAAUUAUAUCUAUUACUCUCGCAGAUAUUCUAUCUAAAUGAAGGAGAUAGGAAUUGGAUAGAUAUAGGCUAUGAUUGCGUAGAUGAACAUAUUAAAUAAUUAGAUCCUUUAUGUAAAUUAUUGAUAACUAAACCAUGGGAUCCUCAACUUUCAUAAGAAUUACAUAAAUUACUCAAAGGAAAGUGGAGAAGAAAAGAAUUAGUAUAAGCAUUAAUGAUAUUCAUAUUCUACAAUAAUUUGGGUAGUUUUUCAUUAGGUAAUGGUAUUGUAAAAGAAAUUGAUGCAAUUAUUGAUAAUAAUUCUGUAAAUAAUAGUAUUCAAUAUGCCUAACAUGAAUCUUUGAUUGAUUUUAUUUAAAAUGAGUCUAUACUCUAAGAACUUAAGUAAUCUGCACUUCUUGAAGAGGAUCUUCCACCAGAAGAUGCCUAAAUGCAAAUUUAAAUUAGAUAAAAGACUUCUCAAUCUUAUAGUUUUUAUGUUGAAGAUACAGAUUAAUAAUUAAAAUUACAUUUUGAUGAAAAGUUCUCUAAACAUUUUUCACACUCAGAAUUAUAAUAUUGUGAUAGCAAAAGUGUUUUAAGAUCUUCAGUAAAAUCUUAUUGAAAUUAUUAGGAAUAUUCAUUUUAAUUGAAUAGUUAUCCUGUUUUAAAAGAAGCAUUUUUAGAAGGAGCUGAUGCUAUCAAUAAUUUAUUAUAAGAAGUGAAACAUAUGACAAGAAAUUCAUUUGGAAAUGAGGAAGUGGCUACAACAGCUUUUAGAAAAGCAAUACGUUAUUAUGGAGAAGGACAAUUUAGAUAUUAACAUGAAGAUAUUGAUUAUUGGGCAUAGGUAUUCAUAAAUAAAAUAUUUUUAUUAUGAAAGAUGGAGAAGCUACUUCCACAAUAAUUGAAAUAAUUCAUCAAAAUACUUAUUUGGACACCAAAUGUGAUAUCAAAAUCCCAUAUUGAGUAAAUUUAACUAUAACUAUCAGCUGAUGAAUUGUGUCAUAUCACACUUCUAACUGUAGCAGCUAGAAUCGAAACUUAAUUAAUUUAUUUAUCUAAAUCUUUAGUUGAGUUUAUGUGA
This is a messenger RNA of Paramecium pentaurelia, 1672 nucleotides long. The record is from the annotation of a GenBank genome assembly. NCBI's taxonomy places the organism in Eukaryota, Ciliophora, Oligohymenophorea, Peniculida, Parameciidae.